Molecule: messenger RNA, 1373 nt
Organism: Fusarium graminearum PH-1
Lineage: Eukaryota; Fungi; Ascomycota; Sordariomycetes; Hypocreales; Nectriaceae
Exons: 4
Coding region: 173-1240 (355 amino acids)
Biological process (GO): protein import into peroxisome matrix, docking
Cellular component (GO): peroxisomal importomer complex; peroxisomal membrane
Molecular function (GO): signaling receptor binding
Source: RefSeq, a predicted model, not a curated record
GCCUCCACGUUAUUGAACUCCACGGUCCGGCCUCCGCAGACAAUCCAGGCACAUGCUUAUAACAUUUCCAUCAUCACCGAUCGAGUCUGUUUAGGGGUUCCUUCUUUCAUAUUUAUCCAUUGCGACUCUGUUGAUGUAGUGAGAGCCGUCUGACGGCUGAAUAUUAUCAAUCAUGUCUAUCCGCGAGGAUCUAGUGACCUCUGCAAUUCAAUUUCUACAAGACCCAAGCGUCGCGUCAUCCUCGGUCGAAAGCCGCAUCUCGUUCCUUCGAAGCAAGAACUUGACUCAAGAAGAAAUCGACGUCGCGCUAUCUCGAACAGGUGGCAGCGCACCAGCAGCUCCCAGUGCGCCCUUUCCCAGCGCGCCUGCCGGCCCUCCUCCUGGUCAGCAAUACUAUCCCCCCUAUCCACAACAUGCCUGGCAACCACCACCACCUCCGCCGCGCAGGGACUGGAGGGAUUGGUUCAUCAUGGCUACGGUAGUUGGAGGAGUGUCUUAUGGUCUCUACGAGCUCGGCAAGCGCUACGUAUACCCCAAUGUAGCACCCCCGACACCGGAGAAGCUAGAACAGGACAAGAAAUCGAUCGAGGAUCAAUUCGACCGAGCUUUUACACUGGUUGAGCAACUCGCCAAGGAUACGGAGAGCUUGAAGAAUGCCGAGAAGGAAAGAACCGAGAAGCUAGAUACGGCGAUCGCGGAUCUCGAGACAGUUAUGACUGAUCUCAAGGCUUCCAACCGACGACGCGAGGACGAUGCGAACCGAAUCAGGGACGAGGUCCAGUCUCUCAAGGACGCGAUUCCCAAGGCUCUCGAGAACCAAAAGUCCCUGACUGAUAACCGCCUGCGCGAAAUCAACAGUGAGCUUACCAGCCUCAAGACAUUGGUUUCUCAGCGCAGCGCCACCGCGAGCUCCUCGACCAUGAACUACAUGAGAAAUGCUGGUGGUAGCGUGGGCACUCCUGCUGCCGCUGCUCCUACUCCUGGUGCUUCUACUUCUGCUGCUCCGAUCAACGGAGAGAAGGCGGCAGUUCAGUCGGCCACCACUACCCCUGCGGCCGAGGUUCCCAAGCCAACAUUCCCCUCCGCUCCUCAGCUUAACCGUUCAUCCUCCCCUCUUGCCAACAUGACAGGCAAGAAAUCUAUUCCGGCCUGGCAGAUGGCCAUGGCCAACCAGAAUGAUACUUCUUCGACUCAAGUCAAGGCUGACGAGUCCAAGGCUGGCGCAAGUUCAAGCUCUUGAAAAAGUACUGGAGUUUAGUUCACUUAAUUGUAUAGUACUUUAUGCAUCUAUAGUUUUGGGGUAAUAUGGGGGUUACGAGAUGGUGUUGCAGCGUUAUUACAUUACAAAUAUCAUACUUUGAAUAUUGCAACUA